This is a messenger RNA of Strigops habroptila (Kakapo), 5015 nucleotides long. It is a transcript of the gene NEK11, whose product is annotated as NIMA related kinase 11. Gene Ontology annotation, biological process: protein phosphorylation. Gene Ontology annotation, molecular function: ATP binding; protein kinase activity. Lineage: Eukaryota; Metazoa; Chordata; Aves; Psittaciformes; Psittacidae. The transcript is spliced from 16 exons. Bases 2698 to 4497 code for a protein of 599 amino acids. The record is from RefSeq and is a predicted model, not a curated record.
GCAAAUGUUGAUGUAACACAGGGGUUCUUCAGAAACUAAAAGAAAACCUGAUAGAACUGGCAAAUGUCCUUGACUGGCAAAGAAGGGUCUAUCUUGGAGGCAGAAAGUGCCAGAGUACAUUAGCCGUUGCUAAAGAAACCUAGAGGAAAUUAAACCCAGGAUCUUACAUAAGCAAAGGAAGGCUGGGGGAAGAAGCGGAGGUGCUGUGUGCUUAGCGUGUGUAGGUGGAGCUAUGAAACCCUGAACAACAGCUUUGCCUUAGCUGAGAACAAACAAACAAGCGAAUAAAGGAGAUUUCAUUCCAGCCAAGGAAGAAGUAAAAAGAAGUGAUCCAGACAAUGUGAUUGCAUUAGUUUGCCAUCAGCAGCUGCCAGGUUCUGGAAUGGGGCUUGGGGAGAAAAUUAGGAACAUAAACUGUUUACCAGCAUGUUACUGGAUAGGGUAUACUGGGAUUUUUGAAGACAAGGGGGUGGGAGAGCUGAUUUUUUUGCAUUAUCUCUAUUUGUUCUGAACUUUAAUCAAGUAAUUGAGGUACUGCUGCUUUGGAAAUAUCAGCUCCAUGGGAUAAGAGGGACACUGGUAAAAAAAUACAUGGAAGGUUGGGGCUAAAAGUUUGAGUGAGGUAGGAGAGGUGCCAGUUCAUAUAUUCUUGAAGAAUCAGUUGGUUUUAUGCUUGAGGCAGGCUCUAAAGUCUGUUGACUCUUACAGGGUAUUUCUUUCAAACGCAGUGGCUCAGCAAUCCACCUCUUGUGUGCUAUUAAAAUGUUCCUGUGACACCACAAGGGCAGUCACUGGCCCUUGGUAUAUAACACUAUUCAGCAGUAGAUAUCAAAACAUUUCACAAAGUUAUAUGAUAGUUAUUAGUAAUUGUUAUAUACAGAGAGAAAUUGAAGCAUUGAGAGUAGCAGGUGAGAGGUAGGGUUGGAAAUAAAGCACAAAAAUUAGACUCAAUGGGCUGCUUGAUCUCAAGUGUGAUAUUGUGGUGUAAAGGAUUGUGAUGUGUUCCUGUGGCCCAAGUAAGUGUGAAAAUUUGAAGGUGAGCAGUGUUAAGUGACUCUUCUCCAGAGAAAAGGAACAGAGAACUCAGCAGUUUUUGUAAGCAUAGUCAUUUCUAAAGGUUAUGUAUUUCAAAGCUAUUCUAUUUGGAAGUUAUGAAGCCAUCCAUAAACCAGCAACUUCCCGGGAGAAGAGAAUAGUAAAUGAAAAUAUGCAAAAUUUCCAGAACUGACAGUGUACUAUUUUAUGGAGCUCAUCUUCCUGCCCUCCCCCACACCUCAACACGAUCCAUUUAUGCUUCUUCAGACAGAUUUGGUGUUACAGAAGAAGUAAUUUUCUAGCUGACAUUUGCAUUUCAAACUUUUAGUCACUGUUAGGAUCUGGAAAAGAAUACAGAAGCAGAACCUCAGGAGUGCUUUUGUUUCCAAAGCAGACAGGAUUUGUAUCACUGGUAAGAUAGUAAUUAAAAUUUGGCUGUGUUUCAUAAUAUAGUGAUACUGCAACAUCAGGCUCCUUGGUGACAGCAGCUCAGGAGAUGGGUAUUAAAAUAGAUUCUUGCACGUACACGUUGUUGUUGUAAGAUAGGAAUUUAUACCUUUCAGUUAGGCUCUGUGCUUGUUAGGAAGUGAAGACAGUGACGUGGAUCCAGCAGUUAUACAGCUUUUAAAAUGAAUCAGUUUGUCAUUUCUCUUUGAAAACAACAAGCAGCAGCAUUUUGAUGUUAAAAUACUAUGGUGAACAAACCCAGCUGACAGUAGUAUUCGUUGCACUGAUCUUGCAACAUCUUUAUUUGUUCCAAAGGAUGCUCAAGCACAAAUGAUGCAGGUAGCAUUUUAUAAAGGCAAAGUAAUGAAAGCAGUGUCGUUUAAUCAUGAGCAGCAAAACACCUAUCCUUUAUCAUUUGGAAUGAAGAAGGUUGAGUAAACAGUUAUUCAGAGCUCAUGUUCAGUUAUUGGAAGCCACACAAACACUAGAGGUUGGCCUUUGUGGUUCCUGUGUUUGCAUAAUGAGGACCUCAGUUAGACAAGAAUUCUGAAUCAAAGUGAAACUGUUAGAAAGGUGCGUCAAGAAAGCGUUAUUACAGCAAAGGAGAAAUGAAGAGCUUCUGGCACAAUUGGAUUUUACUGAAAGUCUGUAGACAUGCGGGCAGCCAUGAAACUCUGGUUUUAGUGGUGAUUCACACAGAAGCUGUGGGGUCAGCACUCAAACAGAGAGUGAAAUCUGAGGGGCAAAUGGAAGAGCAGAGAAAACAGCUUUGUAGUUAUUGAUGGGAGUGACUCACAUUACAAGUGGAGAAUAUGCUUCAGUAUAUACAACAGUCAUGAAACACAAACAAACUUGUAUCCUGAAACACAGACAUUUUUUGUGUCAGGUACUGUAGUGGUGAGGAAGAGUGCCAUAGGUAGGGGAACUGUCAGGUGAAAUACAGGUGUUGAUGUCUCUGCAAACAGCACUUGAAUCUUUUAAAUAAACUAAUGUAUAAGCACCUGCAUUUAAUUCUUCCUGUGUUAUCAAUUCGGUUAAUUCAUUUAAGGUUGAUUGAGAGGACGGCUGACGACAUCAUUACCUACAUCUACGUUAUCUACAGUUUCUUUAUCAGGUCUGCUGCCCACAGUGUUUCCUGUGAACACCCAUGGAAGAGUAAAAGGAUUGGAAAGCUAUGUCCUAGAGAAAUUUGUAUUAUUUCUGUUACACAGAGAAAUGCUGAAAUUUCAAGAAACUGCUAAGCAUGUCAGUGUUGCCAGAUUGAAUUCUGCUCGCUCAGAUGCCGUGGUUGCUAGAAGAUACACUAUUCAGAGGAAACUUGGCAAUGGAAGCUUUGGAAGCGUGUAUCUGGUUUCUGACAGAAAAGCAAAACAAGGAGAAGAAUUAAAGGUUCUAAAGGAAAUCUCUGUUGGAGACUUAAAGCCUAAUGAAACAGUUGAAGCAAAUCUGGAAGCACAACUACUCUCCAAAUUAGACCAUCCAGCCAUUGUCAGAUUUUAUGCAAGCUUUGUGGAGCGAGAUAGUUUCUGCAUUAUCACUGAAUACUGUGAGGGUGGAGAUCUAGACUUUAAAAUUCAAGAGUACAAAGAAUCUGGGAAGAUAUUCACUCAAAGACAAAUAUUAGACUGGUUUAUACAGUUGUUACUUGGAGUCAACUAUAUGCAUGAAAGGCGGAUACUUCACAGAGAUUUGAAAGCCAAGAAUAUAUUUUUGAAAAAUGAUCUUCUUAAAAUUGGGGACUUUGGAGUUUCUCGUCUUUUGAUGGGUUCAUGUGAUCUGGCAACUACAUUUACUGGGACACCAUACUACAUGAGCCCAGAAGCACUGAAGCACCAGGGAUAUAACACAAAAUCUGACAUUUGGUCUCUGGGGUGCAUUUUGUACGAGAUGUGCUGUAUGAAUCAUGCCUUCACUGGGCACAAUUUUUUGUCUGUGGUGUUGAAAAUUGUAGAGGGUGAUACCCCUUCUCUUCCUGAUAGAUAUCCCAGCAAGCUGAAUACUGUGCUGUGCAGCAUGUUAAAUAAGAACCCUUCAUUGAGACCAACAGCAGCAGAGAUCCUUAAAAUCCCUUAUAUUGAUGAACAACUAAAGAAUAUACAGUACAAGUUCACAAACAUGACUGUGAAAAACAAAGCACUUAACUGGCAGAAAGAAGCUGCUCCCAUUUUUGAUGCUGUGCAGAAGAAAGUUCAUCUGCAAACUCUGCAGAAUCUGUCUGAAGUACAGAAGAUGACACCGCGGGAACGUAUGAGGCUGAGGAAGUUAAAUGCUGCUGAUGAGAAAGCAAAGAAGUUGAAACAGCUGGCAGAGGAAAAAUAUCAAGAAAAUACGAAGAAAAUGCAAGAAUUCAGGUCCCGUAAUUUCCAGCAGCUAAAUGUCAAUGUCCUACAUGAAUCUGAUGGGCAGACUUCAGAAUUUCCAAUUCAUUCUCAACCAGCCACUACAUGCAACUAUGCGUCCAUAGGACAUGAUGAACCAAGUGGAAAUGGGUCAAGUCAACUCUGCAUGUCUGAAUUUACAGACCAUGAGAUCCCAGAAGACCCAGCAAUAGCAGAAGAAUAUUACAAUGAAGAGUUUGAAUCCUGUUCAGAAAGCAGUGGAGAGGAGGAGGAUGCGGAAGCGUCACAGACUGUUUCUAAGCCUAAUCACCAGGACAGUGAUAUCGAGGCAAUGGUCAAGUAUUUGGAGAGUGUCCUGAAUAGUAGCUCAUUGGGCUCAGAGACUGUCACCAGAGUGUCUCCAGCGGUGCCCCAGGGAUCCAGAGCUCUCAACAGCACUAUGGCAGAGACCAAACUGAAACGCAUGAGGGAAUCUGCCAUUGGGAAGCUGGGAGCAGAGGUGUUUGAGGCCGUGUACAGCUAUCUCAAGCAAGCGAGACAGCAGAAUGCCAGUGAGGAGGAGAUCAGGAGACACCUGGAGAAACUGGUUUCUAGAGCAAGUGAUUGCUUUGAAGUGGAUCAGCUUCUCUACUUUGAGGAGCAGCUACAGGCUUCAGAAUCACGUCUUCAGCUGUAAAAGGUGUGUCAGUAACAGUGCUAGAAAAGGUAAGGGGGAGUGAAGGUGUCUUCUUGAGGUCAGCAAGCAAGUAUGGGAGGUAUUUGAAGGAACCACUGAAGGUAACGUAGUACAUAAGCAUGUGAAUAAACUCCAUUUGAGAAUCCAGACUGCAGCGGGAAGUAUGUAAUUAUGGUACAGAAUACAGGGACAGGUAGAACAAACGUUUGCUUGUUACUAUUCCUUGUUCAAAAGGACUGCAUGUAAUCUGUGUGACUUUCAAGUGAGCUGUGAAAAUACAUGCAGAAGUGUAUAUUUAUAUACAUAUAUGAGUGCUCAAAUAGACAGGAAUGUAUAUCCAUAAGGGCAGAAAGAUGUCUGGCUAUCUACUGUAGGUGUGUGAAUGUAUAGAGGCAGAGGCAUGAGGCCUGAGCUAUAGCUGACUAUAUUAGAUAGGAAUCCUUACUGCAGCUUCUGAGAGUUUUGGAUCAAAUUUAUUGUACACAGAUGGAACAAUAAACUGAUUUUUUUGACUUGUA